Xyrichtys novacula (pearly razorfish) is the source of this 42879-nucleotide messenger RNA. NCBI's taxonomy places the organism in Eukaryota, Metazoa, Chordata, Actinopteri, Labriformes, Labridae. The record is from the annotation of a GenBank genome assembly.
CCAUUGAGGCUUGGGCCGGCUCUGGCUAUGAGCCACAAAGCUUUGAACGCGGAAGUAGGCGGUACUUGACGUGGUGUCUGUGAUUUACGAGGUGCAGUUGAAUGCAUCAUCAGGGAGGAGUUAGCAAAGCAGUGAAGUUUAGCCUAGCAGGAAACACCGAAGCUACCGCUGCAGCGGUGGAGGAACAAGGAGCGGUUUUUUAGUUUUUAACCGGUGCUCAGACGCGUUAUUUCCUCGGCUAUACUGUAUCUACUGGAUUCUCGGACUUGCUGUCGGACUGUUGGUUUAUUCCUGGUUGGACUUUGUAUGAGAAGAGUGGUCCCCCGCUAACUAAACACCGUACACUAACCGGAGCUGAGAUCGUUUAACUGUGGACAUCAGCGGAGCAACGGCCGUUUCAAACCAGGUGGGCUGUGGUGGGAGCUUUAUGUUUGCACAGAGCCGGUCCCUAAAGGUGUUUGUGAGGCUGUGAGACAGGUGGCCGACAAUAGGAACUUAACCUAUUCAUCUCAGCCACCUGUUUUCUACUCUCCACCUGAACAGCUACAACUAAAGCUAGUUCACUUGCUAGCUGGCUAGUCUUCCCAACAUUCAAGUGCCGUAUCACUCUCUAACUUUUUCCCCACAGUCAGAGAAAUAAGUGUUUAAAUUAAUCUGCUGUGUCAUAGGUAACUUUUUAGUGUAUAAUUUUCUUUUUUAAACAGCAGGCUAAAAUUUACAAUCAUGUUUUCAACACUCCCAUCUCUACAAGCAAACAAAAGGCAAAUUAACACUGAAGUAAAUACUUAUUUUGGACACUAACCAGGUAACAAAACACCCUUACUCAGACACUCCCUCAUUACUAGUCAAGUCUUUUCAUAGCUCUUUUCCUGUAAUACAGCCUGUUCUCAGUGUCUGUUACCAUUUGGCAUCUGCAUGAGACACACCUGGCUGAUAAUCAACCCAAAUUUGAUCCACGUUAGAGGCUGGAAGCAACUUCUCUGGUAGUCCCAACAUUUGAGAAGUCAUGUGGUGUGGUGGAAAGGUCGAUAGAGUCUAAAUGGAGUGGUAUUAAGGGGCAGUAAAUGAAGCCAAAAACAGGGCUUCAGCUUGAGGGUCUAGGGUUUUAGUCUUGUUCAACUGUGGGAAAAUAUAUAUGACCAUUAGUCACCAUCUUUACCCACAACAUGACGUGUUUCUUAAUCUUCUCACCAAGAGGGUUUUCCCCUCUAAGACCACUCUUUUGUCUUUUGUGCUUAGGUUUAAUCCAUUUAAUGUCAACUAGGCUAGAGAGUACCAGAAAAUAGACCCAACCAGAUAUGGAGAAGUGGGAAAACAAACCUUAAAACUGACCUUAAAUUUCAGGUCAGUAAUAAUGAAAGCUCACGGAUGGUCCUUUUAAGCAAACCUCAGCAAAAACUAAGAGGCACAGGAUGGAAUUGAUUUGAUACAACUUAGGGCUGGGCGAUAUGAUAUAUUUACAUUGUGUGUGCUCUGCUGUGUGACACUGCUUCAGUGCUGUCAGCUUCACGUGUUAAAGAGCUAUGUUGCGUGUAGCUGCCGCCUGCUACUAUGCAAUUGUUUGCUACUUGGUUCUAAUUCAGCACAUGAUUGGUUCAGUAUGAAGCGGACUCGUAGAAACUCCGCGUUUCAUUGGCUAUUCGUAUAGUUUGCAGACUAUCAAAAAGCAUAUUGACCAUGAUUUGUAUUGAUAUUGAGGGAAAUUAAUUUUCAAUAUAUAUCAUUAUCGUUUUAUCGCCCAGCCCUAGCUCAGGUUGUCCCUGGCAUUGCUCCUGUUAUUCAGAGUUAGCUACUGUUGUUAUAGAGCAGGGGUGGGCAAUCAUGUGCCAUGGAGGGCCGGGAGGCUGCAGGUUUUCUUUCCAACCCAAAACUCCACCAGGUGAUUUCACUGAUUACCUCACCGCCAAGCAGAGAGCAGGGACUAAUCAGUGAAAUCACCUGGUGGAGUUUUGGGUUGGAAAGAAAACCUGCAGCCUCUCGGCCCUCCAUGGCACAUGAUUGCCCACCCCUGUCAUAGGGUGUUGUCUAAUUAGAAUGAAGUAUUAAACACAGCCAGGUUACAGAGCUGAGUUCUAAUUCUGAUUCAUUUAUCAAUUCAUGAUUUGCUGAUAAUGAAAGGGUGAUUAGAGAAGGAGAAAACUGGAAAGCUGCAGAUUCUGGUUCAUGUUUCUGCUACUGCAAUUCUAAGACCCUUGUGAUGAUGGCACCACCUUGUGCAGCGGACCAGCAAAGGCUACAUUUUUAAUGUCGAAACAACCCUUACCCUCACUCUAGCUGUUGUAACAAAAGGCUGUAGAGAUGUCGUCCCAGAAUAACAGCCCUGAAACUCCCUCUCUUUUUGUGUUAGACAUACAGAAAGAAUUUUGGUUUUAGCAUUUUUAAGAUUGUUUUCUGUUAUUAUUGCUUAAAAUUGGCAAAUUUGUAUGCAUGUAGUAACUCCAAAAUACCGAAAAAUCUCAUAAAACCUCAUGUCCUCUGAAAUGAAUUGGCGUUAGAAACAUUUAUUUGCCUCAUUUGUACAGAAAGUAGUCAAGAUUUUCCAACUUGAAGCAUUUUGUUCAGAGUUACAGGAGCCUAGAAAAAAGAAAACAUAAUCACAGGUAGUAAGCGUGAGAUUUCUCACUCCCCCUGGUCUGUAGCCAGGUGAGACGUAGUUGUAGGCUGUGUUGCAUAAUUGCGGAAAUGUAUGGCUGCAGCAAGGUGUGUCUCCCCAGCAGGUAUGUUAGUAAGCUCUUUGAGUCAACGGUCUGGUUUUUGCAUGAGUAACUGGUGCGUUUGGGGUGUACAAGGAAGGAGCGUUUCACCGGUUUGGUUAGUUCUGUCAAAGUCACAACACAAUGUCAACACGCUUUAAUACGAUCAAUAACACUUCAUAGAUUUAUACUCACAUUGAACCCCUUCAACAAAAAUCCAGCUCUCCUAUUUUACCCUUUUUUUGUAUCCUUCAUCUUUCAUUUGAUCUGUUGUGAUUUGUAGGAAUAUGAAAACCUCUUUUCCUUUUCAAUUCCUAGUGCGAUCAACUCUGAGAACAAAAGUCGAAUUCUACUCAAUCAGGAAACCAAAAGCAGCAAAAAAGUUGCACAAUUCAGACAAGAUAAAGCUGAAGGACACAACAGCCAUGUUCUUCCAACUCCACCUGCAGCACUAGGCAAACAGAAAGCCUUUUGUUCUCGUCGCAGUUCGUACUAUUCCACCUGCAUGGCAAAGUCCACCUGAAACUAUGAUGGUGGCAAAACAAAUAGCUCCUCCCAAAUGUAGAGCAGGCUGCAGAGAAGCUCUCCUGCUUAUUUCUGAUACAUUUCAAAUAUUAGGACCAGUGUGGGAGUUGUAUUAGCUUAAAUAUGUAGGUCAGGCUCAUCACAGUUAGACGUCUAAGGCUCUUUUUCUUGAACUUUGAGCUAAUUUAUGUAACCCAGAGCUGGCUGAGGUGAUGUCCACGAGGCAAACCUCGCCUGUAAACUUCAAACAGAGCGCCCGGCUCAGACUGUCACGCUGUGUUUAGCAUGUUAACUGUUAACUCAAUUCCUGCUUCACCUCUUCCAACGUGCCAGACGGAAUCAGGCAGGGGUGGAGGCUUUUUCGUCCUGCGGUUUUCUAAUGGGAUGGCAUAGGAAGUAGGAGUCUUAUAAAAUGUUCUCUGCAGCACUUAUUAUUCCAGGACAGAGCUCGUGGUGAGAUGCCAUGAGCGCUUGUGGAAUUGGUGGAUGCAGCGUGACUUUUGACAAUAAAUCUGAAUUGAGUUUUAUUCUUAGUCAUUUUUUUUGUGGUUGAUUGUAGUCAUGUUUUGGUUAUUGGGUCUUGUUAGUCAAGAUACAGUCAGAGGAACUGCGUUUCAUUUUUGUCUGCGUUGAUCUAAGACUUAUUUUGAAUUUGUUAGAAUUUCCUUAAAGAGUUUUGUCCCAGUUUUUCAAAGAAAGAUUUAGUUGGUCAUCCUGGCUGUGAAUGUGCUUUCUCACUAAAGGUGCUUACACACCGGGGCAUGAAUAUACAACGCGAAUAGAACACGAAAUCACGAAAUAUUCAGAGGCGAAUUUUGACGCGCCUGACUAAACACAUCAAGCCCAACUUUCUGGGGGAAAAAAGACGCAUAUGUUGGAUAUACCGGUGAAUCUGACGUCGCAACAACACACAAUCUGAUUGGUCAGAAGUGGACACACAGUAUGCAAAAAUUUUAGAAAAAUCGACCAUGAUACGAAAAAAUAAAUGCCGCAAUAUCGCAGAAUGGGAAAACGUAGCUGAUGUGAACGCUUGUAUUGACAGGAUGCAGGUUCAAAAAAAAAAAAAAUAGUGACGUCCCAAAUAAUUGCAUGACAAAAAUGGUCCCGGUGUGUAAGGACCUUUUAUACUCUGCCUUUGUAAUAUGAACAAUGAAUGUCUAAAACUGUAAUGCAGAGUGCAACUCAGAUUCUCUAUUCAGUACAUGGAGCUACAUUUAACUGAAUUAUAUUUCUGUUUGCUGGAUGACUCUGCGUCUUUAUUUUCCUCUAAAGAAAUCAUAUAUCAUAUAUUAGACAGAGUGGUCCUUUUAAGGUCGCUCAGCCCAUUAAAUUUAGUGUUCUGUGUGAAUGGUGCACCACAUGCUAACUGCGAAUGUGUCCUCCUGUCUCGAUCGCUACACUGGCUAGAAAUGCUACCUUGGUGCAAACGAUUGCAGAGAGAUGAUUCCACAAAGACAUCUGUCCGAAAUUUUAAGAAAUCAUGAUCGCGAUUAUUUUGAUUGAAAUUACCCAUAAUUUGAGUGUUUUGUCUUUUGAAAUCCUGUUUUUUUCCCUCCAUGUCUUAUCCAAAAAGCACUCCUUCCUCAUGGAGAAUGAUUCGCCUGGUCUUGUGUUAAGUAUCAUGAUUAGGCUUUCAAUUUUUGAAACGUCUGAUGUAUCAUUUUGGGGCUUUUAAAGUGACAUCUAACAGCUAGUUUUGGUUGAACAUUUAAAUGGUCAACCCGAACACAGAAAGGAUGGAUUGUGGUUUCUACAAAGGUCAGCGAGGAAAUCUGUUCAAAAGUUUGUCUAGGGUCAUCAGCUGCUGUGCAAACCCGUGUAAAGAGGCUGUUGUCCUUUCGCGAGUUUUAACCCCAACCACAACCCUUUGCUGCAUGUCCUCCCGCCCUCUAUCUUGGCUUCCCACAUAUCCUCUCUCUCUCUUUCUCUCUCUUUUCAGCUGUCUUUUCAUUCAAGGCAAACAUUUCAAAUUGUCCUGAAGGAAUCAGCAUCUUAACCAAGACGGUUUUGUCUUUUCCAGGCUUUACCCACAAUUAGAAUGAGACAGAGUUGGAAACAGACCAUCUAUUUGAUUAUAUCCACUGCAGUUUUCUCUAUGGUCGACUCUGGUGCCUUUGAGGCUCUGUGAUUCUGCGUCAAUAAUCGGAGGGAUAUUUCAAAUCUAUAGGUUAACCCUCAGGAACAUAUUGGGAAAGAAAAGCGGCAGUAAGAGGCCCAUAUCUGUCUGUUACAAGUGCCAAAAAAUAGAUUAAUGUGUCACUGAUAUGACACGGUUGGCUCUAUAAAUGUCGAGCCAAAAGGAAGAAGUGGUUUGUCGGCAACUUGGAGAUUAAUUUGUUUCCAACAAUACUUGUCCUCAUCUAUUGAACACAUUCAAAUUUAGCUAAAUGACUAUGUUUAAACUUGAGGGGAAAGAACAACAGUUUUUUCACAGGAUGGAUAAAUGUUAUACUCAUGUUUUCAACACUCCUUUCACUUCAGGUAAACAAAGACAAAUUUAGACAAAAGUAAGUGCUCAUUUUGAGCACGAACUCAGGCAUAAACAUCGGUGCUUCCACUCUCUGUCAUUACAAGUCCUGUCCUCCUGCAGUAUUGAGUCUGUUCUCCGACUCUGUUACCUUUCAGUAUGUGAUUAAUCACACCUGGUUGACCGUCAACUUCAUUAUAAACUAAUCUGCCGCAAAAUUAGAGGCUUAGAGAAACUGCCAGGGUAAUUCAGCCGAUGGGACUGUUUGGAAGAUGAAGUAUCCGAAUGGAAAGCUUGGUCAUGUUGCUAAUGUUAAUACUUCAGGGUCAUAGAUGAACCUCAGACCCCUGAGUCUGGGGGUCGGAAGUUAGUUUUUUUGGCCAGUUUUAAUUCAUUUGAUAGCGACCAUGUCAAAGAGGGAGGUGUAAAGGGGUACCUUGAAACAGACCGGACUAGGUGCCAGAAAGAAGGAUGACAGAUGCGAAAUAAUAGCUCAAAGUGAUGGGUGCUUUACCUCCAAUCUCCACCGCAUCCAGAAUGGCUACGAAAAGGCUGUAUCUGCCGAUCACAGCUGAUCAUAACCAUUCAAGUUAAUGUGUCGAUUUCCACCGGUUUAAGACAGAUCCAAUGAAAUGUUUGAAAGACAGCAGUGGCCAAAGGGUUUUAAAAAUAUUUCUGACGAGAUGUUAAAAUAAUUCAAAGUAUAUUCAAAGGAGUUGCUUGAAAGAGACUCAAAAAAGUGUUUGAAUAAAGAAGAAAAGACUUCAAAUUAUCUCACAAUAGUACAUUCAUAAUAACAACUAGAUGAAACCCUUAAACAGGCACCAGAGUUUUAAUGAAAACAAACAUUAAGACAUGCUGCCUUGUGCCUCUGUGUUUCAUGUAAAACAGCAGUAAUUGAUCGCCCUAUAUGAACAUGUGGCUUAUUAAGUCCCAGAUCUGUCAUGUGUACCACAUAAUGUAUCACGCUGCUUUGUGAGUCCAUUCAUAGUCUUAAGUGACAAAUCAAAUCCAGCACUAUAGACCUGAGUUUUUCCUACAAUGACAUGUAAAGUCCCUGUCAUGAGGGUUAUGUGUUUGUGUCUCCUCCUGUCCAAAAUAGCCUUUUUUCCCCCCACAUUACAGAGACAGUCUGAGCUUUCAUUCUGAGACUGUGUUGCUCCUUCUCAGCCCCCCCCUCCUCUCUGCGUCUCUGUGGUUCUGAUUACAGGAAAAGUCAGAAUGAGCUGAUGGGGGAUCUUCUAUCUGCCGACCACACCCAAAAACUGACAAGAUCUUGUUUCUGUUUUGUUUGUGGAAGGAAGCAUCUCCCUUGUUGGCUGCGGCGGCUCUGACUGCCUUCCUCCUCCCCCAGCUCUCUCUAUUGAGUUGGGCUCUUGGUUGUAAAUAUUCAGCCCUGAAUGUCAUGCUGCACAAACGACCCCCCCCCACUCUGCUCACUUCACGGACCUGACACAAAUCACACCACAACCCGCAGAAGACGAUCAAACGCUAACUUGAGAGGAGUCGUUUCCAUCAGCAGAACCAAGAAUAGCUCAGUGAUGUUGAGUUUGAGAUCACAGAGAGGUGUCAGGCCACACGUCGCUGAUGGAGACGGAACAUUUAGAGGUACUGUCAGAUCCAAACUCAAAGUUGAAGAUGAGCUCUAAAACAUGCUAGUGAUGUCUGAGUACAUGUCUUGAUGGUGGAGGUAAUCUAGCCUUUUGGGUGAUUUAGCAAAGCUCUUUAUUAUAUUUACAUAUUGAUGAUAAGAUCGAAAAAAAAGAUUUGAACCCUUAAAGCACCUACACAUAACCCAGAAGGCUGCACAUGAGAAUGUGGGUGUCAGCUUUAUGUGACGAAGACCCCAACCAGACUUUCAUUUACCCAUCACCAAGUGCAAAGUAUGUAUGAAACCCAAGUGAGUUAGUGCGGGAGGACUCCGUGUUGUUGUCAGCUCACCUCAGUUGCUUGCAUUUUCGAUUUUUGGACUUUGCAUUUGUCUUGUAUUGUAUACAUCCUCUAAGUGCUUUCAUACCUACACAAAACUUCCCUUCUGUAUGUGUGACCAAGGCGGGCAAAACUCUUCACUCAACCUGUACAUGGAGGUUUUACAGCUUUAGUUUCAGGGUGUAUGUGAGAGCACAGUUAGAGAUCAGUGGGAGGGUUUUCAUGUUCUUCUCUAAUGUAACUUUUGUUGAAUUUUACUGCUUAGCUGAAGAAUCCUCAGUGUCCGUCAGUUGCAGGGGAUGCCAGGUUCUGCUGUUUGUUAGUGUUUUUAGGUCUCACACAUGCUUAAAUGUGCUCGAGUAUGAAAGUGUAGACCAGUAGACCAGUUCCCCAAAUAAUCCUUCCAGUCCAGAAUCACUUUAUGUGACACCAACUGUUUCUCUAUUUGCAUUGUCAGAGGACAGGGAGGAGGGUUUGAUGCUCUGAGGAGAGGUAUAGAGAUGAAUUAAUGGCAUUUUGAAUAAAUGAUCAGCAUCAUAUCAGCUUUGUCUCUCACAGGGUUGAUAUAUAUCACCGUUCUCUUUUCCACAUAAAAACAGGUUUUUCCUUUCCCCAAAUGACAGCCUGUCAAAUCUCAGACAGUCACUGGCUCUAGUUCAAUAUGAAUUCUGUUAUAAUGUGAAAGAUUAAUGCAGUUUAAUGCUUCAGGCAGAAACAUCAAUCAUGAUCCGCAAUCUGUAGCAUAACCCCAUAUGUUUGCCUUUUCAUCAGCUAAUAUGAAGUCCAUCAACAUGUUACUGGCUAAGAUAACCAUAGAUAUCAAAAUUCAAUGUGCACGGGGUUAUGGGUUUGACCCUUCUUUCUCUUUAUUUUUCAAUAUUUCAGAUGACUGGACAGAAAUUCCCUUCAGUGCAAAAUUUUACAGACGUCAUUAUUUUUCCUUAAAUUUGUUUUUGAGAAGCUCGGCAAUUUUGCUGCUCAUACAAAAGGAAAAAUGCAACAAUGUCAUUGAUCAGUUGUUAUCAGUAACAGGAGCGGCAUUUGCAGAGGAAUUGGUGCAGUGGUGACAGGAGCCCAGGAUUAUGGUUCUACGGCGGUACAGACACUUAGCAACACACUUAGAUAGAAGCACUUUUAAACAGAGCACCAGUGUGUACACUAAAGAGAGACAUGGGUCAGGAUGAAACACAAUCAUCACACACUCUUCACUCAUUUGUCUAUCCUGUAGAUGCGAUCAGUUAUUUGUUUGAUUGUGGAAAAGAAAAGAAAGUAUUGUGUUAUCACCAAACUUGUUUUAAGUAGACUUUAUUGAAAGCAUUGACAUUAUCAUAGCGAUGGAUUUUCACACAUGCAAUGUGUGUGUGUGUCUGAGUAUAUCCAGUCACUAAGAACUCAUCUCCUCUCUUUUUAGACUGUCUUCUGUCUGUGUGCUGUGUGUUUCAGGGCAGAAUAGGAACUAAGUCCGAUCCUGACUAGCCAGAGCGCAUUUUAGGAAGAGGCGUCGGUGUGCAUGUGAACAUGUUCACUGGCAUAGCAGUUAGUGGAUGAAAUAACAUGAAGAUAGAAAUUUAGCUUGUGGUUUUUAAAUUGGAGGACAGAUUAAAACGAGAAUUUAAAGCAUUAAAGCAUGUCCAAUUCAGUUCAAAGCUUAACUGUCCCUUGAGAGAAAUUUGAAUUGGGAGUUCAUGGAGCAUCGUAGUAGCGAACGACCAACAGGUUGAUUGGAGGUAAUCUUGUUUAUUAAUUAAAAGUAAGAAAUGUGUCUGUAAAAUCUUUUAAAAGUGAUUGUAAAAGUGGAUCUCUGUUCUUCAGUAAAGGGUGAUUAACAAAUUUUUAAAAUGUUGUGAAAACAAAGUCCUUACCCCAGGCCAAACUGCACAGCAGUUAUAAAUGUUGUCUUUUUUUAUCUAAAACUCAUUUGAAUAUUGCUGGCACUAAAGGUCAUAUUUAUUUAAAGGAGGCACUUGAUUUCUUUUUGGCAAAGCUUAUUUUAAUGAAAUAGAGACACAGGGAGAGAGCGUUCAGAGACACACUCUGCAGCCUCAGAGGACUGGGAAACACUUGUAACAGCAGCUGUCAAACAGGUUCUGCUCCUCCUGUGUAAACGGGGUUUCUUUCAAAGCCGCAUUUUUGACACCGUUAAUGUGACUGAAAGUGUCUGUACUUCAACAUUAUGACUUGAUCAGAUAAACUCAAGGAAGGGCUCAUUUUCUACACACCUUUUUUCCUGUCUCGCAGCAAGUUCUGGCAUAGCUGUUGAUUGCAUAAGUCCAUAAGUCGAAUGUUUUGGAUGCCAGGCAUUUCCUGGCCGUUCAUUCUUACUCUAAGGCACUAUGCUAGCUAUGUCACCGAGAGACCUGGUCCAUGUAGCAGCCCUGCUGGUCCAGCCACUUCUUCCGAGCUUCUUGUUGUCGUGUUCAGGCAUGUUUGUGCACUUUUUUCCCCUCCAUUGACUCCCUUCUCAACUCAGAUGGCUCGGUUGAUAUGCUGGGAAUUUGAUGACCUCACUGAACCGUGGAAGGAAAGAUAACAAAUGGCAUCCCGCUAACUGAGAGCGAACACAUCUAUAGGCCAAUACAGUCGACACAUGUGAGACUCACUGUGCUGCUAUGAGGGAGUCUCUGUGAGAACAGUCAAUAAACCAGUUUAAUUUGCUAUCAUAGGUAAAUAUCACUCGUAGCUUUAUCGAGCUGAAGGAUGAGCUCACUGUAGAUGAAACAAAGUGGCAAUAGAUUCAGCUUUAAGUCAUUUACACAUGUUCUUUGUUUUUUUGCCAAGUAACAUUCCAGUCAAAAAAAUCCAUAUGUGAGGGUAAAAGUAGGACAUGACAUAGUUUCACUGUGCUGCUCCUCUAAACUGGUUUCUAUGACGCUCACUUCUGACCUGCUAUUGUUCUUCUGAUGAGCCUAAAACUAACUGGUACUUCCCUUUAACAAUAACAACUUUGUCUACUGUCUUUGCGAUAUAAGUGAACCAACCUGCCAAACUGUGUGGUCUUUUUUUUUAAACUAAAGAGUGUAAAUAAAGCGUGUUUGCAAAUUUUGUUUUUAAAUGACACUCUUGGGGAAGAUUCUCACUGAUACUGCAACCACAGUAUCAUAUGUACCAUUGUGUUGCAUCACCUUUUUAAUAACACUCUGUAAAUGUUUGAGAACCAAAGAAACCAGUUUUUCAGACUUUUUCAAAAGUGGAAUAUUUCCCCAUUCUUGCCUGAUUAUAAGAUUUCAGCCGCUCAACAGAUUGGUCUCUGGUCUCUGUAUUUUAUGGCCUAAUAACAAGCCAGAUGGUUCCUCUGCAGCAUCCAUGAUUCCCACAAAGAGUGUCACACUGUGAUUCGUCAGACCAUUCAUCCACCUGGCCUCUGCUCAUCUUAAAUGGGUUUGGCCCAGAGAAGUCUCUGGUGUUGCAUGUUUCUAUGGUUCCCUCUUUUCAUGGUGCAGUUUUAACCUGCAAUAGCGGGUGCAGCAUUGUUUGGUUUUUGGAUUUGAUAUAUCUGACACAGAGUCCUGUCUGUUUUCCAUGCAGUGUUGCCUGAGGGCCUGAAGAUCACCAUUAUUCAUUAUCAGUUACCUGCUGGUUUGGGAAAUUUAGCUCAUUUCCUCAUUGGUUAACAAUGGUCUUCAUGAAUUUGCAUAAUUGGGGGCGUGGCUGAUACGUUGGAGGGGUACAUUGUAGCUCAUCUCAGCUUCCCCUCAUUGUUUUUUUUCGUGGUCGAUCAAAAGUUAGUUUGAGUCAGCAUUUCCAACUCCGCACCUGCCAUUGUUGGUCUGUCUCAAAACCACUUAAUUGAUCUUAUAACCUUUUGCAACCUUUUUGCCUAUCACUGCAACUUCUCCAGAAUUUCACCAGACAUCUUAUCUCCUCUACAACUGUGGACAUUUACCCCAAAUAACUUUGAAGAUAUCAAAUCAUUUAUUCCCCUAGGUGAGCAAGACGCUCUGUUUUCCAGAUAGAGCCAAAUACAUGACAGUGGAAAUGAAUCCCCAACUGCACUAUCGAGUUAUUAGGGGUGGGAGAAAAAUAGAUACAGCGUAGUAUUACGAUAUUUUAUCUGGUGAUAUAUUGUAUCGAAUUUUCAAUUUAAUUGUGAAUAUGAAGUCAAAUCUAUGAUAAUGGAAAAAUAAAAUCAACUGUUUGACAGGUAUGGUUGGCAGAGGUGACAUCAUAGAACAGCAACAGAUAUAUCAGGUUUGCAAGAUGUGCUACAUGAAAAUAAAAUACGGCAUAAAUAAGACAAACAAAAAGGAAAGACAAAUGCUAAAUUAGCUAAAAAAAAUUAAAAAUUAUAUAAAUCGCGAUAAAAUUGUAGCGCAAUACUCACUUUUUUAUAAAAUGUUAAAAAUCGCAAUAAUAUUGUAUCGUGGCCCAAGUAUUGUGACAAUAUCGUAUCAUAGGUCCACUGGUGAAUCCCACCCCUACUAGUUAUGUUAGUGCGAUUAUGAGAAGUUCAUGUAUUAAACAAGUUAAGAUUUAGCUGGACUAAGCAAUAAAUACUUUUUUAAAACAAUAACUAAACGUACUGUGUGUUUCAAACUUUUAACCAAUCAGAGGGUCUGUUACCAAUGUAAGUCAGAAAGGAUCUCAGUAACUGGUUUUAUUAUAGCAUAGCACCUCAGAUACCAGGAAAGUGUUGCUCAGGACAUUAUGAAAACAUUGAAACUGAAAAGCACAGUGCAAUAUCAGUGAUGCCAAUUCAAUCAACAUUUAAAAUCAAACAUUUUAGACCCUUCAAUCACAUAAAACCUGUGAAAUGUCGAGACUGCCCAGAGCAAGACAAGAAUACACUUAUUCUGAACAAUUGUUGUCAAAUGAUCAUGUAGUGAAAUGAGCAUUAUUGAAAAGCUUGUUGCCUUGUUUAACUAACUGUUAAAGUUUCUACUUGAACAUUUGGGCCACAGCUAAACUGUGUAGGGUUUUAGAGAGCGCAGAGGAGGUUAAUCAAAGUGUCUGAACUAACAGCCUUAAACAUCACCUCACUUCACGUAAUUAUGAUGUUCAUUCCCGGCAUUGGCCUUUGAUAACUAGCUCAGCUAGAAAUAACACUCGAGUGCAUCUAAUGAAUGGGUAAUUUGUGCUCUAAUGUCUGUCAGGUUACUUGAAAGGCCACAAUUAAUCUGGUGGGAGAGAAACAACUGUGGGAUUUAGACUGUCUGAAGCCGGCAAAGAAAGACUCUCACUGUGUAUGUUGCAUGUGGAUGAUCUUUGAGGAUGGGUCGAAGCUUUCCAUGCAGGUUGUUGUCCUCACUGUUUACAUGUGUACAGACCUAUAUGAGGGUUGUGGUCCUCCUCUGGUUUUCCAUCAGCAGAUUCUUCUCGUAGCCUUUAGAAGCCGUUGUGUUUGUGAAGCGGACCUCCCACCCUGCCAUUGUCAGCAGAGCUUAGGGCUUUGAGCUCCCUCUUUCUGCUCCACUGCUUCUCCUGGGACCAAAACACACACUCUCGCAUACACACUCGUUUGCACAGGGUCUACAAGGACUAGAGGCUCACGACCUGCUGCAGCAACAGGCUUGUUACUUGUUGAUGAACCCAGCAGUUUUUUCAUGUAGUGGUGAGAGCUGUCACUUACUUAGAGUUUGUCACCAGAGAAAUUUCAUUAGUGAUUUCUGCCUGCGUGUGUUGUGGCAUUUUAGUGUUAACUUAUAAUCUUAGUACUGCAAUUUAAUGGGGAGAUCAAUUUCCACUAGAGUAACAUCAUUAAUUCCAAACAUCCUCCAGAACAAUAACAAGAGACUACAGUGGAGCUCCAGUUUAGCAUUGGACAGACGUUGCAAAACCUUAAGGGUCUUAAUCAUAUUACGAGUCUGAAUAUGUCAUUACUAGGGCUGGACAUUGUCAGGAACCUCUCAAUUCAAUUCAGUUUUGUUUGUUGGGUCAAAAUUUGAUCUGAUAUUACAUGAUUUGAUGUUUGGUCGAUAUGUUUCAAUAUUAAUUCCGUAACAUGCAGAGAUGACAGAAAUGCCCAUAUCACUAAUCAUAAAACCUUAUAUUUGUUGACUUUAAGAAAAUAGUAAAAUAACCUUUAAAAAAAUGUUUGCAUUAAUUGUAUUGGUUUAGAAAUAAUGGUAACAAAGUAAGUGUGAGUUUAGAGUGGUGCCCUAGCCACUGUAUGAAAGCGUCUCCCCGAGUAAAAGGUCUGGAUGUUCCCCCUGUAAAGCGUGACAGAAAAAAACUGUGGAAUCCGAAUCAGGUCAGGCUUUAAGUGUACUCAACAAAAACUGCAGGAUAAACCCCAAUUCUUUGAUUUGUAAAGAACAAGAGGAAACUUAACUGGACUCUAAGUUAUGCCCCAGAAAGACGCUAAAAAGGUGACUCAAGUACUGGCGCACUGACGGAUUAAUGAUCAGUCAGAGCGUUAGGUGUGUGAGACACAGCAUGUUGUUAAGAUGUCUGAAUUCAAAAUGCUUUUUUAAAGAAACCUCUCAAAAUAAGCGGAGGAGAGUGCUGCUAAAAUGUAAAAGCAGGUUGCAAAAAUUUACUUGAAAUGUUCUGUUAAUCAAGUGAGGGGUCAGCUGUUUGGGGGCGCUGAUAGCCUAGAAGUCUAGACACGCCCCCACUCAAGCAGGUGACCUGGGUUCAAUUCCACUUUGAGGCCCUUUUCAUGCAUGUCAUUCCCUCCUCUCUUCCUUGUUUCCUGCUUUAUCCACAGUCCUCCAUCUGUCAAUGAAAGCUGCAGAAGCCCAAAAAUAAAUCCUAAAAAAGAACAACAACAAAAAACGCAGUCAGCUGUUCAGCCGACAGCUUACUCUUGUGGAUGGAUUCAUUCCAGGAUUGUAAGUUGGGGGAAAAAAAAAAAUAGAACGCAUUAAUAACUCAAUUUAUUUCUAUCCAGGCCUAUUAAUUACACUAAAUAUUAGCCACAUUCCAAGCCAAAACCCUAUCUUAAAGUAUUAAAAGCCAAAACUUCAGCCCUAGUUGGUUGAAAUGAUUUUUCAAUCAGUGCAAAACCGGCCACCAAUCCAACAAGCUACAUUGUCUUGGUAGGUUUCUUAAAACAGGACACUUAUUUUUCUUUAUUUUAGUCUGUAAUAUCUUGAAAAAAGAUUUACGAAGUGUGUCUGGAAGUUUGUUUAUAAAACUUGUGUAUUUAACUUUAUGCACUUUGAUGGAUUUAAGUCGAAGUAAAAAAGUUGAGAACGAUGCAGCAAACGUUCUCAACUUUUUUCAAAAUUUAGUCUGAUCCGACUAAGUUGUAGUUCUGGUCGGCCUCCUGGAGAUUUGUCCACUUCGUCUUUGAGGAAGCUGCUCUUGGAAAUGCGUGAGUCAGUGCAGUUCUGCUGAUACAAAGCUAUUAACGACUCUGUCUUGUUUUGGAUUCGGGCAAAUAAGCAGCGUUAAACGGAAAACUGUGACUCACAGCGCAUGCCUUUGUCAUGGACUUGUGAUGCUUGUGGGCUCAUAUGUCUGACUGUGCUCAUGAGUUUCCCCCGUCGUACCGUCUCGAGUAUUCUGGUCAGAGCUGCUUUUCUUUUACAUAGCUGAGUGUCAGUGAGUGAAGGAGCCAGGGAGCCCAAGAUUGGUCUGACAUGCAGCACAGACAGUCAGGCAUGGAGGACUUUGUGCUGCUUCACGUGAUGGAGCUUAGCGAGUCAGACUCUGGUAAACUGGUGGCCUAAAUCUCCACGUCGUACAAAGUUUACCCUACCCUCACCUUACAUUACCUUUAAACAUAACUCGUGUUACUAUGUUACUGUGGAAAUGUGGUCAGAGUUUGCACCAGGGUUUGGUGGCAGGAGAGCAGAAAGAAAAACAGAUGAGAGAAAGAUGAGAUGUUCUGUGGGAAAAGUUUUAUGGUUAGGGACUGAGAAUGCAAACUGGAGAAAAAUCACAGCGUGGCUCUGACUGUGGACUGUUCAGCUGACUGUCACAGUUGAUGGUUUGAAAGAGAGAAAACCAACAUGCCUCUUCUUCAACUGCUCACACAUGGCAAACAAAAAAUUCAAACUGCUUUACAGACUUGACCUUUUUGUUUGCAGCUUUGUAGUUAAAAUGCAAUCAGACUGGAGAAGUCUUAGGAUGAAGAGGUGUUGCAUCAGCCACCACCAUUUGCGAUCCACUCGGUGUUAGACAUGAACAACUCUCAGAAGACUAUGUAAGGAUGAGAGAUGGCUCUUGAAAUGUGUCCGACACAGGAAUUUGAGCUCUAAGUUGUCUAAAAUACCAGCUGCUUGCCACUAGUCAGUGUUGAAGACGCCUCCGAGAAUGCUCUACUACCUGGAUGUAAAUAAAUGCAGAUGACAGAUGAUAUCUCAUAGUUAGGUGCGGUUGCUCAGUAUUUUAAUCUAGUGAAGAAAGUCUGGCCGAUUUAAGUGGCUUGCCGAUAAAUUGGUCAGGCCCUACUUUACAGCCCAUUUGAGACUAACCGGUAAUCGGCCAAAACUCGCCGGAUUUCGCCAAUAUUUUCAGAAAUAAAAUGAGAAUAAGAUUCGGUUUCACUUCAGAAAUGUUCUGCCAUUUGAAAAGUAGUUAAAAAAGCUUUUCUGGUCCGGGUUUGAUCAGUCGGUCUUCCUGUCGGCGUGAAGAGCAGUAUCCUACAGUAUAUAUAUUUUUUAUAACUGCAUAAAAAAAUUUAAAAAAUUGGCCAAUUAAUCGGUAAUCGGUAUCGGCAUCGGCCCCAGAAAAUCCAUAUCGGUCGGGCCCUACUGUAAAAUCCUAGCUGACUGGUCGAAACGUGCUGAGUCGACCAAAAUUCUGAUUGGUCGACUCAAUUUUUUUCCGCGUCAAUUUUCAGUCUAUGGUUAAUUUCAUCAGGAGAAACGUACCAAGUGCUUGUGGAAGUGUUUUCAGAGCACCCUCUUUUCACAGGUAACGGCCUGUCCCAGAACACCCCCCUUGUUUUCACAAUUUUGGAUUCGCCCAACCCACUGGAGACCAGCUGAAGAUUGAAGAACGUCCAUGUUUAUCAAUGUCCUGUGGUUUGCUGAAGAUAAAAUUUUUGUUUAAUUGCCUUCCUGUGCUGAUUUCAGUAUAUUUUCACCCUGCCGAGCCGCGUCAUCCCCCGUCAGAGUCCGACCCCCCCGCCCUUAGUCGAUUUUUGGUCAAAAAAUUUCAGGGUUUUAGUUGACCAAGAACUUUGAUUGAUUACAGCCCUAGAAGAUAGUUAUAUUCAGGUUAAGCUGACAUACAACCACUCAACCAGAGCAGUGUGUAUGCACAGUCUGGUGGACAUUAACCUGCAAGGGGGGCUGAAGGCUGGUGGUGCUAAUUCUGCUAAUGCUAGCCACACCCUGCAAGUGUUUGCUGUCAGUUACAGCUCUUAGAAGAAGAACCAGACUCUGCCAAAACUGGAAUUUGCAGAUGAGACCUUGGGGAAAAAAAAGUUGCAGUGUUGGAUCUCUAGUAUUGCAUCAGCCGCUGUGAUUUUGUCCUCUUUUAUUUGCCCGUCACUUGUCAGUCACUCUUAUAUGGGCAACUCUCUGCGGAGGUUGUAGUCAUGUGAGAGAUGAUGUCCCUUUUCUGACGGUUACCUCUGGUGUUGUUUUACUAAGGAGGUUGUUAUUUGAGAUCAAAUACACACCAUCGAUAAAAAGAGGGUGACUCACUCCCUGGAAACCAAAGACACCCUAAGGUAACAAACAAAGCCCUCUUGAACCAUGACUUUUGAACAGUUGCCCUUUUGUAACGGUUUUAGACUCUUGAACAGGUACCAGGGUUUAUAUGUGCUUAUUGGGAACUGGUUCACAUUUUUUUUAUGGCAUAGGAUUGAAGGUGUGAACAGUUCUGUGCUUUGAGGAGACAUCAAGAAUCUGAUGUAGAUGUUAGUCUGGAACUUGACAUGAAAAAUUUCAAGAGCAAAGUUGAAGAAGAAGCUGCAGAACAAGGCAUCCUUCUUCCCCCUCCCUCUUCUCAUUCCUGUCCUCCAGUGGAAACCCUCUGUAUGUGUAGCAGGUGAGCUGGCACAUGCUUCUAAGGAAGGCCGACUGUGUGUUGGCUUGUUGACAGAUGUGGACAUAGUGCCAGACUCCACCUGUAGAAUUCCUUUCUCUCCUCAGCAGUCCUGUUGGAGAAAACAGUCUGCUGCACAAGGGCCCAAAGAUUUAAGGCUGUUCUCCGGCUUUCCACUGACACACAUUUACAAACACAUUUAAAACACAACCUGCAAAGCCCGACCCUGAACCAUAGCGUAAGUUUUAAGUUGUUUGUUGAUUAGUAUUCCUUCUUCUGCAGUGGCUGAGCAGAGAGAUUAAAUAGCAACAGGACUAAGAAAUUUAUCGCUGCUCUCCAACAGCCUGCAUCAGUGAUGGAUUGAUCAGUUGGUUUAACCCGAGAGCAUUUAGAAAACAAUUGAUCUGUGUGUCAGCUCAAAUAAGAAGCCAAUACAUCACAUCCACACUAAGACGUCCAUGUGAAAUUAGAGUUAACUACCGCACAAACAUCCUCAUGGAAAAAUACUUUUCAAAGUGCUAUGCAAGAACAAGAGGGGUACAGUGAUUACUGCUGAGUAUCAGUAUCAACCAGUACUCCCUCUGGAACCACAUAUCGGCAUUUUGGCUAAUAAUUGAGCAUUUACAAUUGCAGCAAUAUAUUUUACUUCACUUUGUAUUAAUUAGGGCAAGUUAGUAAGCUUCAUGUUUUAGCCCAGAAAGAUGCCGAAGAUGCCCCCAAAGUAGGGUAAGAUACUGUUGGAGGUAGCAUGCAUUUAAAGAUGAUGAUGUAUUGCUAUGUGAACAGACCCUAUGGAGUGUUGGUUUAAUUGAAAAGACUCCUCAGUUCAAGCCUGCAUGUUACCAGCUUAAUGGGGGUAGCACAAAUCUCGGCAAACUGGUCAUGGACAGUGGGUCCAUGUGUACCUUAGAGCUGCAAGCGCGACUGUAGGCUGAGCUAGACUGCUUUAAAAUUCCCUGCAGGUACAGGAAAGAGCUACACAUAUGCAUAAAAACUGCACGGCUAGUAGGGGUGAGAUAUGAUAUGAUAUGAUACGAUACGAUAUUAUCACGAUACUUGGGCCACGAUACGAUAUUAUUGUAAAAAUAUAUAUAAAAAUAUAUAAAAAUGUUGGUAAAGCUAUCAGUUUAGCAGGUUUAUUUACUUCAGCACACGUAACCCAGUGUCAUGCACACAGGCAGGCAAAUUUUCUCCAGACCAGUCAAGUGUAUUAUGCUGGGCACAGGUUGUGCACAUUGAGGAAGAUUUUGACCUGAUUUUUGAGCUGCAUGGCUGAUCUUGAAGUCAGGCCACAUUUCAGGGUGAUCAUGCAUUGUCACACAGUGUACUGGGGUUGAGAACAGUCAGCUGAAUUACUGACAUGUCAAAAAUAUUGGUUGGUCAACUGCACACUCUUGCACAGUGAAAGCAGUGACAGAGAAUACAGCCGAGGGUCCAUUACAGAACCCUGAGGUACUCCCCAAGACAGCAGUGCAACUGAGGAAACGUAUUAACCAGCAGUGCCAGAGGAAGUUCCUCUUGAUAAAUAAGAGAAAAAACAGUCUAACGGUGGUUAAGAGAUAUCUACCCACUUUCUGAUCUGAUUUUCAACUGAAAUGUGUCUUGUGUCUUCAGACCAUAGCUUAAAUACUUGUUUUUUUUAAGUGAUCGUUUUAUUUUCAAGAAAGUUAAAUUCAAGGUUUUUUUUUUGUUUGUGUGAUUGUAUCACUAAAGAAUAAUUUGGGUCUGUAGCCCAGACCAGAAGAGCAAAAUGAAAAAAGCUAGUGUAAGAUAGUUUCAUCAGCUGAAUUAUUUUUAGUGUCAGAAUCAGUGUCAGCCCUACUUUUCUUAAUGUUGCAUCCUUAAUGACAAGUUUAAAGUAUGUGAUCAUUGACCACAAGGGUUUUGGGAUUAUUGCUGACUGUUCUCUCUCUCUUCUUCUCUGGUUUUCUCUCUGCAGCGUGCGUCAGUGGGCCUGCAGGCUCCACACUGGUGCUGAGACAGAAUGAAGAGGUUCAGGAGACACGGCCAGGAGUCCCAGAGAGAUCGACUCAAACAGGAGCUCUUCCAGUUCAACAAGGUAGGGGUCGUGAAUUCAAGAUGUAAAUUCAUGGAACUCCAAAAAAAAGACUCUUUUUGGUCCAAGCAGAGGGUUAAAAGUUUGUGAAGCAGCUGUUGUCGUGUUGUGUAACUCCUACACCUCGACUCAUUUUAUAAACAUGUAUGAGUGACACAAGAUCUUUUCCUCCUUACUAACUUGCGUUAUUGGUUGGUGAUUCAUGAAACCGUUUCCACAUCUCAUAAAGGUGAUUUGUCACAUUUAAAUGUAAAGUUGUAUUUUGGCAGUGACAAAGAUAACAGAAGAACUGACAGAAGCCCAAAGUAGGCAGAUACACCAGCACUUUUUAAGAGCAAGUUUACAGUGUUGUAAUGCUGGCAGUUUUUUCCUAAUGAGCUUCCUGUGAUGUUGUGUUAUUUAUAACUCGUUAUGAUGUUGGUAGUUUAUUUUAAUUGAGAAGCAUUUUAUGAAAUUGAAGCAUUUGGUACCAAAAACCUCAGUUUUUCAGUUUCAGUUUUUUACCACUUUGUUGACACCAUCUAUAAUGAAGAACAUCUGUUUAAUCAGUCACCAGUCAUGUCUAUUUAAAGGCGCAGAAGUAGGUAAAUUUGAGGAGUUGGACAAAGUUUGCAUCAUCUUAUUUCUGCUGACAGAUGUGAGUUAUUUACAAAUCAAAAAGCAUUUAAAGGUGUGACUGCUGUGCUGCCAUUAAACUGUGGGAGUGGAAAUCAGAUUACACACAGGAGUCUUUUGGGACUAGAUGCUUUUGUAUCUUUUGAACUAAACUUAUCUUUAUUUACAUGCCCCUAAAUCAUGAGAAAAGAUAUCUAGUGACACUAAACAUCGAGAGGAGGUCUGUAUCUUACUCUGUGUUCAUACUGGGCUCUGCAGAGAGAACAUUGUGCAGACUCACUGUUAUUUAUUCUGUGUCAAAGCUGUAAUGUUUUCAUUCAGCCAAAAGCCAAGACACUUAAACCGUAUAAUAAAAAAUAUUAUUAGAGCUUAUUCAUGUCUGAAUGUACAAGUGAAGCAACACAAACCACACAAAUGGAUGUGUAAAUCAGUCAGUCUGUAUCAAGGCUGCCUCAGAAAUUGUUUAUCAGGGCCUCUUGAACAAACAAGUGUUUUAGAGCUACUGUAUAAUUUUCGUGUGUGUUGAUGCGUGCGACCACUAUGAACAAAGCAGUUUGUCUGAUCUCUUAGUGGAAUAUAUGCCCAACACGCACAAAGAAGUAUGUUCUGCCAAAAUAUCAACCCGCUGUCUUUUGACAGUCGAGUGGUGCGCUCAUAAAUUUCUGCCACGGAUCUAAAAUCAAAGCAACAACUGCUGGUAAUCCCUUAUUCUGACACCAACCAUGUGAGAACAUUUAUAAACAUGAAAAAUACUUUACAAGAAUAUUUCAUCGUCUUACUGAGGAUGAAGAGGACGUCUUCUCUAAGUUAAACGGAGAGUAAAGUAGUAUUUUUCUCUACAACAGCAUAAAGCAGUGGUUCUCAAGUCCAGUCCUCUAGGCCCACUGUCCUGCAUGUUUUGGAUGUUUCCCUGCUCCAACACACCUGAUUCAAAUGAUCAGCUCGUUAUUAAGCCAUUACAGAGCUUGAUAACGAGCUGAUCAUUUGAAUCAACUAGUUUUUGUUUUAGGUGUGGCGGCUUUUAUUUAGCCAUGGCGGUGCACCCCAAUCAAUAGCAUGUCGAGGAAACCCUGAUGUUUUAUAUUGAUAUUGAGGGAAAUUAAUUUUUAAUAUCGUUAUCGUUGUAUAGCCCAGCCCUAAUGUGAACCCAGAUCCUCCAGUGUUUGGUUUUCUAGCACAUGUGAAAGAAACAUGAAUCGGGGUUUUUGUCAACCAAAGCAAAUAAACAGCUAUAAUCCUUCAAUGUGUAACCUUAUCCGUAUAUGAUGAACCAUAAAGUUGCCUCUAUUUAUCUGAUCAAAACUGCAGGGGCAAAAAUGUUUGAAUGAACUGCAAAAUAUUAUAACAAGAUUUUUCAAACAAGAUGUAUAAUCAUACAUGGCAGCUCAUUUCGCAUUGGCACAGGGGGCUUAUAUGAGAGGUGUUUGUCAUUCACAGAUAAAUAAACAAGUCCUACUGCAGAGCACAUCUGCAGCUUGUGAUAAAUCCCAAGAGAAGUGUCAGAGGUCGAGUUUGAAACAACAGGAUUCAUGUUUCUAUGUUAUCUGUAAACCUUCCUUUUUCUAGUCCACCUGCUGUUAUCUGCAGAGUGUUUUUCUGCAGCCUCUCGUCUCCAUCCUGUCAUUGUCUCUGCUGUCACAGCUCAGUCUCACCCUCCCCCUGUCUGUCCUCUGUCUCUCCCCUCUCAGACUGUGGAGCAUGGAUUCCCUCACCAGCCCAGCGCUCUCAGCUACAGUCCCUCCCUGCAGCUGCUGGCCAUCGGCACCCGCUCCGGAGCCAUCAAACUGUAUCCUUCACUCUGCCCGUGUGUAAACAGCUCUCAGACAGGAAUCUGAGCCUCAUGUUUGAACUUGAGGCAGGAGCGAUAAUUAGCGACUAUGACGCUGCUAAAGCCUUACCUGCGGUUCACAUGGGCACCUGCUUCAGGUAUUUCAUUUUCCCACGCUGUUGCUCAAAGCCGCCUGCCAUUCUGAGACGGUGGAGUGUGUGACGCCACAGCCUUUUUUCGCUCUUCUCAUUGACAGCGCAGCGGAGCCAGCCGGUACACUUUCCCCAUUGACACAGAGACACACUGGUUUUGAUAACUGUGGUGCCCUCUUUCAUAAGGGUGAUCCAGUCGUACAAUGCAGCAGCUUGUUCCUGGACGAGGGAGAAAGAGGGCUAAGAUAAAGAAAAAUCUGUGAAUGAAAACCAUGAGUCAAAGCGCAAGAUGCUUCAGGCAGGGUCAGAGAACAGAGCAGCGUCUGUCGGUCUGAUGUGGCUCACAAAUCAUUUAAUAAUGUGACACUCAGAUCAGUCCUCAGAGACGGUUUUGUGUCUUCACUGUGAGGUCAGGGUCAGAUCCACUGCUGCGGCCUGGAGCUGCUUCACUGGUCCGCUCACUGACAGUUCAGCAGCCCCAGAGGUUAUAUCCUCUGUCUUGUUGAUAGAUGGAUCAAAUUUUAUUUUGUGCAGAAUGGUUCACCCUUUAAUAAAUGUUUCUAUCUUGUAAAGGCCCUCAAUUCCCGAUCUAUCAAAAACAAGCAGUCUGCAGUCUUGUUUUGGCUGUCGGGAUCUGCCCUGCUGACUUUUCAGUACAGAGGCCUCACAGAGUCACAAAAAUCCUCCUGAGCAGCCCUCACAGCAUCUCCCUGUAGUGUGACAAAGUAUAAGAGCUACAUUUUUUAUUGUUUUAAAAAGCACUGAUUUAUUUUGUGACUUUAUUUUUGACUUAAUUCUCAUGAGAAAAUAACUUCAGAUCUUUAAAAAUAGUUUGACUUUAAACGUGGCCCUAGUAGUCUAUCAUGCUAUACAACCCAAUUAUAGAAGACUUGUUAAAAACUGGCACCCAAGAUGGUCGGUUUUGUUGUUUUCGAUUCUCUACCUGCACACAGUACAGAGAAUGAAGACUAACAUUUUACACACGGUACAUAGAAAUGAGAGGCGAAUACAAAAUAAGGUGUUUCCUUUGAAUUAUCAGUCAUGACCAGGAGGAUGUGCGUGGUGGCGUCUGUAUUUGCAGGGAGUGUGCUCUUUGUCUGCUUUUUUUUUUUUAUCUUCUAGCAUAUGUAGUUCUUUCAUGGCCAUCAGUCAUUGUGCAGUGCUGGAAAACUCUCCCGUCAAAAAACACAGGUCAGGAUUAACAGAAAACAAAGACGGACCAUGUGACCAUAUCCCUUCUCUCUGUCUGUCCUUCUGCAUCAAACACAAGUGUAACACGAUAACCUGUAGCUACUCAAGGAUCUGUAAAAAUGUCAGCGAUUUUUGCCAGCCUGUGAAUAAUAAGUGCCAGCAGUAGCAAGAAUAACAAAUUUUAUUUAUCUCAGAAGUGAAAUUCAAUUGUCUGUAGUUUCAUUUGUCAUGUCUCAGAAAGUCAUCUACUGUUUAUAGAAGAAUUAUAAAGUGUGAUGGCUGUGGGUGCAAAAAAAAAAAAAUUAGCUGUGAUGGCAAAUCAAACCAAAAAGUGAAGCAGUGGUGUUUGAAAGAAAAUGAAAAAUUAUCAAGAUAUCAAAGUUUGAAAUCUUUAGGUGCAACUUCACUAAAGUUGAAAAAUUUGACGUCAGAUCUGUGAUGUAAUUACACAGCAGUGUUUAAGGAACACCAGCCUACAGGAGAACCACUUCUGCAAUUCAGUGGAUCCUCUAGACAGGACUAACCUCUGAUUGGACUGUAUUGAUAGCUUUUGACAAAUGAAGUUAAUUCUGUGAUACACUAUAGGCCAAUGUCAAUGUGACUUGUUGAGAUUGAGUUCAAAAUGGCUGUGACGGUUGUCCUUAAUGAGUGCUCAGGUAUGGUGCUCCAGGUGUGGAGUUCAUGGGUCUGCAUGACGAAAACGCGGCUGUCACACAGGUGCACUUCCUCCCCCACCAGGUACAGUAGAGUCAGCGAACACACACACAGCGCGGGCACACACAACAAACAGCAUUUCUUUGUCUCUGAAUGUGAGACUGUUUUCAAAGCUGCUGUCUGCCUGGAUUCAGACUGUAUUUUUGUUGAUUGAUUGUGUCUUACAUCCAGGUUGAACUGGUGACUCUGCUGGAUGAUAACAGUCUGCACAUGUGGACCUUAAAAGCCCACAAGGGUCUCUCUGAGCUCCUGGAGAUAGGACGCUUUACACUCACUGGACCGCCAGGGUGAGUAAAAUAUGCAGGCAAUAAGAUGCAGUGAUUUUCUACAGAUCAAACCAUACACAUUCAUGUAUAAAAGAUUAAGAGUACUUUGGAUCGAAACAUCUCAUCAUUUGAACAGUGCACCUUCUGGUCUGAGUUGAUUUAAUAAACAAUAGAAGUUAUUAAAAGAAUGAAAGUGCAGAUUUAAAAGGUAGAAAAGGAAACCUGUUCAGGUAUUAAACACAAAAGCGUCCUAUGUUUCCUGUAAGUGUUCUCACCUUCUUCUUUUUCCUCACCUCAGGGCCCUUCCAAGUGUGACCAGAGUGACAGCGGUGUUAGCCCACUCCUCCGGAGAGCUGCUGCUGCUGGGCACAGAAGGAGGACAUGUUUUUAUCGUGGAAGUGCCGGGGUUCAGAGAGCUGGAGGAGAGGAACAUUAGUCUGGACCAAGUCGCCAGCAGGUAGGCAGCAACAACACGACAACACUCGUCAAGGUAUUUGUACGUUUAACAGGAAGCUAGUGUGUUGUUAUUGUUUUGAAUUGGAAAACACCAGAUACUCUGAUUCAUAUUGGUUUGUAAACACUAUUGAUCAGCUGUUUCUUUAGCCGAAUAACUGCAGGAAUCAUAGUUUGAUAUUUGGAUGUACCUUCAGUGGAAUAAAACACAGUGUGACUACAAGCAGGUCCACAGUUAGCUACAGUUAGCCUGAGUGGAGAGUAGAGUCUGAUUGAUCUUAUCUUGUAAAGAGGUGCUAACUCAGGCUAAGACUUCCUAAAGCGGCCUAGCUGGAAAGAAGCCUGGGACACAGGUUGAUAGUUUGGAUGAAGAAAUCGUUGAUGUUCGAUUAGGGAGGUCAAUUGGAUAAAACGGUCGCAGGUAUACAUCAGGAUUUAGGGCCGAUUCCAAGGUUGAUGUGUUUGAGGGGAAACGGUCAUACAGGAAGAGAGCCGAAAACAUUUGGAUGCUGGUUUUAAAGAAAGCUUUGCAAAGUGACCAGAGAAUAAGAAUGACCAAAGAAUGAUCCCUUGCAAAGAGGCAGUGUGAGGCCUGUAGCGUCUGGGGCUCAGGGAUGGUUAGGAUUCCUCCUGGACUCCUUCCCUUACCUAGGAGGAGACACUGAGGUAAACCCUGAGCUCAUUUUGGAGGGAUAUAUCUGAGCUGAUUGCUUUGGAAACCUCCAGAAGGAGCUGGGAAGAUGGAGAGGGGUGCUGGAUUCGCUUGCUUAGCCUGGUGGAACCGUGAACCACCCCUGGAUAAGCAGAAGAAAAUUGUUGGAUGGAUGGAUGGAGCAGCUGAUGAAUUUAUUUCUGCUGAAGGCUGUAGGAAUGAACAGUACGGCUCUGUCAGAGUAACUACAGUGCUGCUGACAGGGUUGUUUUUCUUCUCGGCUCACAUUAGUCUGUCUAGCUGAUGUUAGCAGAGGUAGCACCAGCAGAUUUCAGUCUUCCUCGCUGGCCAACGUCCACGUGUCUGUACUGGUUAGACUUUUCUCCAGCUGGGUGGUUAUGUGCCAGUUUAACCAGCCGACAAACAAGUUUAUCUCCAUUUUCUGGAUCAGCACACUGACAAACCACACCAGGCUACCAGAUGCCAUCAGCCAUCUGGGCUUCUUUACUUCCAGGUAGAAGAGCAUGAAAGCCCUCUCGCAGUAACCACGAGCCCUUUAGCUUUCGCCUUCAGUAGAGGCAGGUGGCCGCACUUAAAUGCAGAUGUUGCAGUUGCACAUCCUGAGCUGCAGCACUAUCAGACACACUUUAGACAGACUAUGCAUUGCGUAACAAGAAAUUCUUAAUAACAGUCUGAUAAAUAAAGAUUCUGUGGAAAGACUCCUUAAUAUUUUAAUGUCAGAGAUGAAGUUCACAUCAGGGUGUGGUUAAAACACGGAGCUGGUUUGUUGACACUCAGAGGGAAGGCAAUAAAAAGAAGAUAAACCUGCUGCUUAGGCUUUAAUUAUAGCAUUCAAAUGGCUGUGAAAUCACCUAACAGAAUAACUUCAUAUGUACUUAAGAUUAAUAGGUCAUUAAGAGGUUUCCUAUUCCCUAUAAUCAUCAUAGAGAACAUGUCUGCUUAUUGAUUUUCUCUUAUUUCAGGUUUUGCUAACAGACACCACAACCUCAGUUAGUUUUAAAGUCUAUUUUUUAUAUGUAUGUCCGUAAUCAAAAACCUGUCUAAAUUACUAGGUUUGAUUAGUUUUUAUUCAGAAUAUAAGUCUCGGUCUACUCUCACACUCCGUCCCUUUAGAUCAAUAAUAAGGUUUAUUAGUGUUUCCCCUUGGUUGAGGAUUUACUCAUGGUGGUGAGCCGGGCGAUGCAGGGUGGUGCCGUGGUGUUUGAUAGGUGCAUUCAAAAUAAUCUAGUCACACUAAGGUUUAUGAACUAUGCGUUAUUUAUUGCACAUGCAGAGCUCCAGACUAACUUGUUUUGCUAAGAGCACAGUAACCCCUAACUAAAAAUUUUAGGAGCGCAAGCAGAAAAUUUCGGGGUGCACACUGUAACUUGACUUGCAAGGCAAAUAAUUCACAUUUCCUCUCAUUUUCACUGUAUUACUGAUAAUAGAUAAAAAAAAGCAGAAAUUACAAUGUGCUGUUUUAAAUUCCGUGUCACAGUUUAUUGUGCACUUUUUAAGAUGCAAAACAAACAUAAAAAACAUAAGGGUCUUUGCUUCUUUCAUCUUGACUCUGUCUCUUACGCUUGAAAUAGCUUUUAUUUGGCUUCAUGUCUUAAAAAAAAAAAAGAAGUCGUCACAGUCAGUUUCUGAGACAAACCAGUAGUACAAUAACAGUAACUGUAUUAAGAAGAAAACACUAUAUAAUCAACAAUAAGUUAGUGUAGCCAAAGCGCAACAGUUUGGGUGCGCUUCCGAUAUCCACCAGGGUGUCCCGCGCUGCGCCACGUUUGUUUGCUCGAAAAACGAUUGCUACUACUCCAGAAAGCCAGAGUGCAAAACAGUUUGGGUGCACUUCCGUAUAUCCAUCAGCAUGUGUUCUGCGCUGCGCUGUGUUUGUUUGCUUGAAAAAGAGUGCUACCAUUCCAGAAAGCUGGAGCGAAACAGUUUGGGUGCACUUCUGUAUGUUCUCCAGUGUGUGCUGCGCUGUGCCGAGUUUGUCUGGAGGAAACCCUGCUGUCUGUGCGUCUGUAUGACCGCGUGUUUUUUAUUAUUAUUAUUUUUUCUUUUCAAAUUUUAAAUUUAUCUUCUUGGGAGGGCCGCCCAAGUCAAGUCUAUUUAGGGGAAACACCGGCUUCAUAUUCUGUCUACAGUCUGGAGCUUGUGUUAAUCCGCUCUUUCCUGUCUCCUGCAGUGUACCAGAUGACUACAUCGGCAGAAGAAACCUCGAACAUGUAGAGGCCCUACAGGAGAACCCGCUCAAUCCCAACCAGGUUGUUAUCGGAUACGGACGAGGUCUCAUGGUCAUCUGGGAUAUGGAGAAACAGUGUGCCAUCCAACACAUCCCAGCCACACAGGUCAGUGUUCGAUCGCUUAGUUUUAAGAAUACUAAGCUGCAAAUGGAACAAAGUCUUUAAAUCUCGAUGUUUGUGUUUUUUUUUUUUCCAUCAUAGCAACUGGAGAGUGUGUGGUGGACAGAGGACGCAGGCUACAUCCUCAGCUCGCACAGUGAUGGAAGUUACUGCCGAUGGAUGGUGGGAGUGGAGGACCUGAACGAGGAGGAGGAGAAGUCAGACAUUCCUUAUGGUGAGGAUAAAGAAGUGUCUGCCGCACAUAUUUUCUGUACCGUCAGGUAUGAGAGGCGUUUCCUGAAGGCUGAUGUUGAUUUUCUCUUCUUCUACCUCUGCAGGCCAUUUCCCCUGCAAGGCCAUUUCUAAAAUAGUUCAGCUACCUACAGAAGACGGGUGAGUGGUUCUGAUUUAGGAGUGAACUGUGUCAUACUUUUGGAGGUUUGAAUGAUCACUAGGUAGAAAAAAUUGUUUGAACAUUUGAGGGAUGGCUUGAGAUCAAGAUCACGCUCGGUCUCUCUCCAUCUCUCUUGGUCUCUCCCUAAUUGUUUAUUUGAAUAAAUGCAAGUAGCUAAAGUCGAGUAGCACCAGACUGUUUCUAAGUUGUAUUCAAUAGAGCAGGGUGUAAGUAAGAAAGCAGGAUCAUGACAGGCUUUACAUGCUGCAACAUCAUCUUCAGGGGUAAAUAGGAUACAUUUUGAAACCUCUCUUUCAUUUGUGAUACCUGUUGCUCAGUUAUUGUGGUUUAUACAUCCUCACUAUUCCAAUAUUUAACUUCAUUUACCCAAUGAGUUACAAGACCUACUGUUACACAUUAACCUCAGAGCAAACUGAACUGUACUUGAACCUCUGUAUCUGUCUCUGUGUGUGUUUGUGUGUGUGUUUGUGUGCGUGCAGUCCUCCGUUCCUGCUGUUCAGUGGCGGCAUGCCCAGGGCCAGCUACGGGGACAGACACUGUAUCACAGUGAUUCACGGUAAAACCCACGUGGCUCUGGACUUCACCUCCAGAAUCAUCGACUUCUUCGUCAUCAGAAGCGGCCUGCAGCACACAGGCAAGCAACACACACACACACAGAAGCUAAACCCCAAAUACACUCCGGCAUGCACAUGAAAGGGACGCUGAUUGGGAAAAGUCACAAUUGUAACUCCAGUUUACUUCUUUCUGAUUUUGCUCAACUUUUUUUCGGUAAACACAAGUCAACUUUUUCUUAAGUUGUGUUCAGAUAAGGGUAAAGCCUGUAAAAGAGUUACAGCAGCCAACAGCCAUACUCUUUUCCUGUCAUUUUGAGACUCCGUUUGAAAAGUUCAAAGCCUGCCACGCUGUUAUUUCCGCAUGAGUCAGUUUGCAAUGAUGCGGCAAAAAAAAAAAAAAAACAAUUUGUCAAAGUGUUCAUCUUCACUGCGACCAAACGAUGAAGUCAUCCCAUCAUAGACGUGUUUUUGUCUGGGUGUCACCACAUGCCAAUCAUCAUCCAGAUUUCCUUCUUUUUACGCUUUUCUUUCUUCUUAUCUCUCUGCUUUUGUCUCUGUUAUUUUGGGUCACGAACAUUGGGUUUACAGCUCAAUCAGGUGUAAAAUUUCAAACAAUAAGAAAAGGAGAUUUGAAAAACACACACUACAGGAUUUACUGCUCUGACUGACGCGAUGCCUGUUUUUAAGUUUAAGGUUUUUUGUUCCCUGAUUUCCUCCACUACCUCAUUUUUUGGUGUCCUUUUAAAUAAACUCAUCGUAAACACCGAUUGUUUUCAUGUGGAGGGUACAAACGGCCUGAAGCUGUGUCAUCAUCUCAGACGCAUAAUGACCAUGAAGUUUGCGCUGCAGUUCAAGUGUCAGUUGUUUCGGGUGUGUCCGCUGGUUUUAAUUUCUCAAAGUGGUUUAGAUCAUUUGUUUGAAGAAGGUUUUUCACUUGAGUUGAUUUAUGAGAGAUAUUUUCUUUCAACCUCGCCGUUUAGUCCUGUGUCGCUGGUUUUUAAGACACACAACAAAAAACUCAAAUCUUUGUCAAGUUUUGUCAACUGAAGCUUAAUUCAAAACACACUUCCCUGACAAGUAUUACAUGCCAAAAACAAGAACUGAGUUGCGUGUAAUGAGUAAAAAACAGUCAGUAAGUCAAUAAGGACAUUAUACUUUAAAAAUGAUAAACUGCCUUAUGCCAAGAACCUGACUAGUCCUUUUUUUCACUCCAUCAGCAGAUUUUUUUCUUCUUUAGAAUAAUUUACUUCUUGUUUUUGGCAUGCGAUUCCUGGACUUGUAGGGUAAGUGUGGCUUGAAUUGAGCCUAAUAGACACUUUUUACUCGAAAUAAGACAAAAACACUUAACAAGGCUAAAGGUUUUUCAGGGUACUGGCACAUCAUUGUAGAAACGGUCUGGACUAAUGCUGUCAGGGUAUAAAAAGGUUCAAUUUUAAUUCUAAAUUCUGUGAUAUGUUGCCCCUGUCUGUCUCCAGGAGACCCCAGUGCGCUGGUGGUUCUGGUGGAGGAGGAGCUGGUAGUGAUCGACCUGCAGACAGAUGGCUGGCCGGUCAUUCAGACACCAUACCUGGUCCCCCUCCACAGCUCAGCCAUCACCUGCUCCCAUCACGUCUCCGCCAUCCCCAUCAAGCUUUGGGAGAGGGUCAUCGCUGCCGGAGACCUGCAGAAGACGCAUUACUCAAAAAAGGUGCACAUCUUUGAUAUUGGGAAAGUUUAAUCUGGAGAAAGGUUUUUGCACAUUUUUGCUCACCCGAUGACAGCCCAAAAAAAACAAGCUUUUUAUUGAUUUUGUGUCAUGUUUUAUUUGCACAUUCUUCAGUGAGAUGUGAAAGAUACCAUGACAAGGUGUUUAUAUGCAAAAGAAAAAGGAGACUUGUAGCACCCCCCAUUGAUUCAUGGUCUGACUCUCUGACUGAUGGUUCACAAAGUUUUAUUUAAAAAAAUUAUUUAGUCGCUUUUAACAUCCAUGAACAGUGUGAACACACCGUAAGAGCUAGAGAAAAAAAUAAGAGCAGUAUUAAUACGCUUUCUGUAAUUAGAAAAUAGUUUUAGCCUUUUAAAUUAUGUGUUCAAUAACCUCUCUCAAAUUAUAUAUUUUAUAAACCUUCAAGGAUAAUAAACUUAAGUUCCUUGUUUUAGCAAAAUGAAAACCUCAAAUCAGAGUGCUUUAACUGGUAAGGAUUAGUUUAUACUAACACAUUAAUUCACCUCUUUUAUAAACCAAAUAACAUGUUAUACAUCUUUAUACAUCAUAUCAAUGCAGGCAUAGUGCUUUAUGAUGAAUAAAAUACACAUGGAUUCAAAGUGUGCAUCAGGCAACGUGCUGUGAACUUAAUGAAUUACGUCUGUGUUAACCAUGACCAUCAUCGUAACUAUAGCACCUUUGCUAAUACUCUGCAACACGAAACUCAAUCAAACUUCUCAAACAAAUGUCAUAAAGCCACUUCAUAUUAAUUUGUCUGAGAAAAGAAGAAUAUACGAACCUUGCGCCUCUAUCAACCAGGUACUUCAGCAACUUAAAGAGAUCGUUAUUGGCGAUCAUGAGUCUUGAAUUCACACAUCGUUAUUACUGUUCAUCGACUGAUAACUUCUGGUACAUUUCCUUUCAAAAUAAAGGCACCAGUCUCUUUUAAAUCCCAAAUAAGGAUUACACCUUUAAAACAAGACUGGCAAUACCAACACAUAAUGUGGGUCAUUUACAAGACUGAUGAAGAUUAAUGAAAAAUAAAGACAUUUUCUGUAAUUAACCGUAUCACUUCAUCAAUAUGCCACAGCUGUGAACAAAUCCAAACUCAUUUCAAAGUAGUUUCCCUGUUUCAGACUCUUGCAUGUCCAAAUACAACCAUGAGAGUUUUGCUGCAGUCCAGACACACUCCUCUCAGUGGCCUGCAAGCUUAAUGAUAACUGUAGCUGACAUUACAGCCCCAAAUACCACAGGAAAUAGAAUUACUUCACUCACAAGGACAGUUGUGUAACCAGCUCUAGACCUGAUAAAAAAAGGACCCUUAGAGAUUCUUUCAUCUUGUAUUAAUUGUUGCUGCCUCUGUGGACACUCAGUCCUCUUCUUAGUGGUCUCCUUUGCUUUAAUGAAUCAUAGAAAGGCAUCAGUGUUUAAUCUAGCAUGUGUAAAAGCGAGGUAAAAACUGAGGUGUCUGAGAGAAUCUGAACUUUGAUAUAAAUCAGGGGGCGCCAUCAUUUUGAGACGUAAGUGCUUCAAAACGAUUUAGAACAAUUGCUGCCAUUUUUAUGGUUAAAUGAUUGAAAAUGCUAAAGCUUUUAAAAACACAGAUCAACUGUCAUUUUUAGUAGCUGAAAGCAAACACAGGCGAGCAUUGGUGGUCCAGUAGUGGAUACAAAGCAGAAAAGCAGAGGGGAAAGUCUGAAUUUCUGAUGAUGUCUCAGUACGCAUGCUCUAAAAAGAGACUAAGCAGGCCCACACCUCUGCACAAAUGUGCAAGAAGGAAUGCGAGGAGGUUUGAAUAAAUGCAGCAGCUUCAUCCUGCCCGCUGUGUCUGUCUAUGAUCAGCUCUUUGUUGUCAUUGUCAGGUAGACAAAGAGAUUUAGCAGAGUCCUUUUAACGUCUCCUGGAGAGGUAAAAGCUACAUUUGCACAUAUGUCGCAGACACACAGCCGAGGAGAAAAACAGAAAUGUCACCUGAUCCUUGUUUCUUUCAAGCUCUUCCCUUUGGAGUGUUUACUGUGAGAAUCUGACGGUACAGGUUUGCUGUUUUGUAACUGGCUAAACAGACGACAGUAAUUGGAUGUUUAAAUCUUAAUUUUCCCUCUCUCUUCGUGCAGCCAUGGCCGAUAACAGGAGGAAGGAGCCUGGCCCCAGACCCUCCACAGAGAGACCUGCUGCUCACAGGGUCAGUACUACUUUUCUCUGUCUGUAUCUUUAAUUCUGAUUCAAGGCAGGUUUAAAAAGAUUGUGUUUUGUGGUGUGUGUGUGCAGGCACGAGGAUGGGACGGUGCGUUUCUGGGAUGCCUCAGGGGUCUGCCUGUAUCCCAUGUACAAGUUAAGCACAGCAGGAGUUUUCCACACAGACGCCGACCCCAACGAUAACAUGAACCAAGGCUCUGAAGGAGAGUGGCCGCCAUUCAGAAAGGUAUGAAGCUUUAUUCCCUUCGUUGAAACGUGUCAAUGAAAAGACCAUCUGAGCUCUUUUUUUGCUGUUGAAAUGGAUGAAACUAGAAAAUGUCACUACUGAUAUUAGAAUUAAUUGUACUCGGCUGUGAGAGGGUUGGACUGAGUCUUGGUUUUUCAUCACAAGUAAUCUCCAGCUACAUAAAAACCUAAACUACACUUUUGAGUCUGGAUUUUAGUCCAGGAAGUGUCCUGUCUUCUGUUUCUGCUUGUUUCAGCAGGUUUGGGUGUAUGAAGGGAAACAGUCUGUAUGGAGAGCAAAAGCAGAAGGAACAUAACCUCAGACAAAAACAUUUCAGCUUCUUUUGGCUUUGACCUGAAAAUGACAUAUUUCACUCUAUAAACAGAUAUUUGCAAGUGCAGCUAACAAUCUGAGACACUGAGACAUAAACCUAUUUGAUGCUGUCUCACUGAGCCAAGUCUUUUUUCCUCCUCUUGAGGACAGACCUGAACAAAACAUAGCUUUUGACUGUUACUAAUUUGCAUCAUGAUGUUAUUAAAGCAAACUUAAUACCCAUUCAGUACAAAAAAACCUCACAAACAUCAGUUUCUCUUUGAGAUUCGUACCACAAAAGAAAACCAAAGUCAUACUGAUUGUUUGAAGCGAUACCUUUUGAUGAUUUUCUUUUUACCAAAGCUUUUCUUUCAGCUGUUUUUCAGUCUGUUGUACCUAACAGUAUUUCCACAUCUCCAGGUGGGCUGUUUCGACCCGUACAGCGACGACCCACGGCUCGGCGUUCAGAAGAUCCACCUUUGUAAAUACAGCGGGUAUCUGACUGUGGCAGGUACAGCUGGACAGGUGAGCGGACUGCUGAACAUUCAUACCAUGAUAGUAAAUGUAGGGUUUUUUAGUAUUUUUUAAAGAUGUGUCCAGAGCUGACUCCUGAAAGUGAUCGUGAUGACUGAGCUUGAUGUGCAAAAGAUACUGUCUGGUUUGAGUUGUUUUUAAGGACAUGAUGAUAAAACAUUCAGUAUUAAAAAAAAGAUUUUUCCAUGGUUAGAGUGUAGGAUAUUUGUUGUUCCGGGUGUUGUUAAGUUGAGAAAACUGGUCUGAGACUCCAAACAGCACAAGUAGGGGAUUAGCUUUAUUACUGUACGCAAAAUUUCUGAAAGAAUCCAGGAAAUACUGGUCCACAAAUCAAUCAAAGUAUGUAUUUGACCUCAAUUUUUUCCACCAGACUGUAUCCAACAUGUUAUAUUUCAAAAAUGAACUGUAACAAUUAUGUGUUACAUAAAAACCCAAUGUACUAUUUUCGCCAAUAACGAUAAACCCAUCAUUUGUCCCUUUUGGUUUAUAUUCAGGUUCAUGUAAAGAGAAAAGUUGAUUCUCUGUAACAUUUGUUCCUGUUUGAGCACUUCUGUUUUAGGUUAAAAAGACAAUGAGAAGUCAGUCUAGACAGAAGUAAAUAUAAUAGUAAUAGUUGAACUGUGAUAUUUAUUUCCCUCUACUCGGUUUAAAACUGCUGAUCAAUAUAGAAACUUCACAGGGGAAUCAACAAAAAUAGAUAGCAGGAAGAAUGAAAGUGUGCGAAGGUGUGUCCUUUAACUUUGAGCUUUUAUUCUGAAGGUCUCUGGUCUGAUUGUGAACCUGUUUUUCUUGGUGUCUCCUUUGCCAGAUUCUGGUGCUUGAACUAAACGACGAGGCCGCCGACCAGAUUGUGGAGGCUAAAGUUGUGGACCUGCUGCAGGGCCAGGAGGGCUUCCGCUGGAAGGUGACAAACAAUCACGAACCAGUUACUUCAGAAUUAAAACAGUUUUAAAAGCUGUAUCUUAAUCAGCUGUGGAUAACUGUUGUUUUUUUGCCGAUCAGGGCCACACUCGGCUGGAUGUGCGAGAGGAGCCGGUCCAGUUUCCUCCAGGCUUCCAGCCCUUUGCUCUGGUCCAGUGUCAGCCCCCCGCUGUGGUCACCGCUCUCACCCUGCACUCGGAGUGGAAGCUUGUCGCUUUCGGGACCAGUCACGGUUUCGGCCUCUACGACUACCAACAAAAGAGCAACAUCCUCGUCAAGUAAGAAAACUGAGAGAAAGAGAAUCAAGAGGAUUUUUAGUAUUCAGUACUGGAGCCUUUUAAACCUCAAUUUGGGGUCUAAAUCAAACUCUUAAGUUUGCAAACAGACCCGACAGAUUCAGGUUCAUCUGGUGCUUCGGUUAGCUUGUGUUUCUGACACUGUAUGUAUUUAUGCUUCUCAGCUUACAUUGUUUAAUAUCUGAACUCGUUUUUUCCAACCGCAGAUGCACCCUGAACCCCAGUGACCAGCUGGCGAUGGAGGGUCCUCUCUCCAGGGUGAAGAGCAUAAAGAAAUCCCUCCGACAGUCUUUCAGAAGAAUCAGACGCAGCAGAGUCUCGCUAAGGAAACAUCACGUCAACAACGCAGCCAAGGUAGAUCAGUAUAUAAGUGAUCUUCUGGGAUUUGUAGAAGCUAACAGAAAGUGGACUCAGCCUUGUUUAUCUGCUCUGACACCUUUUUGUUAAUAAUAAUAAUCUUCACUCUCACGUGUGUGAAGCUCCAGGAGGCGAACGCUCGCCUGGAGGCCGAGCUGGCAGAGAUGGAGCUCGCCCCCGUCCAAAGAAAGAUCGAGGCUCGCUCCUCUGACGACUCCUUCACGGGCCUCGUGCGGACGCUCUACUUCGCCGACACCUUCCUCACAGACAGUGAGUAACACAGCCGACAUCCAAAAGUGUCAAAUAAAACAAACAAACACUCGAGCCUUCUCACGUAUUUCUGCAGGUUCACAUAACACACCCUCCCUAUGGGCGGGGACCAACGGUGGCUGUGUGUUUGCGUACAUGCUCCGCCUCCCUCCUGUCGAGCACAGAGCAGAUGAACAGGUCACCGCACAGCCAGGUGAGGAGAAGCUCCUGAUGACUGUUUUUUAAGAGUGUUUUCUCAUCGUCACCUCUGACAUCCUUCUUUAUCUCUUUCCUCUUCUUUUACAGCUAAAGAGAUCCAGCUGAUGCACCGGGCGCCUGUCGUGGGUAUUGUGGUGCUGGACGGUCACGGAGCUCCUCUCCCCGAGCCUCUGGAGGUGGCCCACGACCUGGCUCGCUCACCCGACAUGCAGGGCUCGCACCACCUCCUCGUCAUAUCCGAGGAACAGUUUAAGGUCAGAAAUUAACAAACAAAGAGUCACAGAACAACAGCUGAUACGAUACAAUCUUCAACCAGUGCUCGUGUGUCUUCAGGUAUUCACGUUGCCAAAGGUGAGCGCUAAGAUGAAGUUAAAGCUCACGGCUGUGGACGGCUCCAGAGUACGGAGAGUGGGGGUGUCCUGGUUCGGCAGCAGUAAAUCAGAGGAGUACGGCGAGAGCGGCCUGGUGGUCCUGACCAAUCAGGGCGACGUCCACGUGGUGUCGCUGCCAUCAGUCAAGAUGCAGGUUCAGUACCCCUGCAUCCGCCGAGAGGACGUCAGCGGCAUCGCCUCCUGCGUCUUCACCAAGCACGGCCAGGGUAAAUUCAUACCUCCACAAGUGUCGUGACAUUUCUGACAGCUCUAAGGAAGAUAAAGACACCAAAAGGACUUUAAAACCAUCAGUAUUUGUUUACCUGUGAGUAAGGAUAGUUAGUGAUGCAGAGAAAAGAGCAGAGAGAGACACAGCAAGCAGAGAGAAGUGUGACUUCUGCGGCAAACAAACAAAAUCCAGCACCUUACUGCACAUUUGUUCAAGGAUUUAAGGAUAACUCAUUGUCACGGUAACACAUGCUGUGAUGAGGUGGGAUGAAACUUUACACUCGGGUCCCAGUUGAAGCCAAAAAAGAAUUUCAGAAGCCUUAAAAGAAAAGAGACAGUCAAGCAAGUAAAGGUUAAAACAUACAGGAUCGUACUGAGCGUGUAACGUCAGCCUUGCGAAUCACGCAGCAGAUCCGUUCCCAUUCUAAUCAAUGCAACAUCACAUACAGGACGCGUAUCAGCUCUGUAUCAGAAGCGUAUUGAGCGCGGCUCUGCUAAAGAAAUGCACCGAGUCUAUUUUUUCUACUCUACGCUCCCAACACGUGUCAAUCCUUACAGAGAAGAUCGUCCUAGACGGGAUGUCAAACACGAAAACCGUCAUUAUCCAGUAUUUCAUAAAAAAACACCAUAUGCGAACUCCCGACUGUGUAUCAGUUUGUGUAGAUGAGAAAUACUUCCUGGUUAUGGAUUUAUCAGUAACACAGAACAAUCCGAUGGAUAAUCCCUGAUCCAUGUGGACCCCAACAAGACUUUUAACUGCUAACUAACGAACAUAGUUUACUUUAUUUAACACGAGUAAACCUGCAAAAACCGAAACUGUACAAUCACGUUGCUUUUUCACAUAUAGUAGAAGCUCAACAGUCACUGAAUUAUAUCCAAAUUAGCAGGAAAUCGACCACAGAAAGGCAAAACAACCUGUUGUGAGCAUGUUGUUUCCUCUAUACUGAGCCCAGCUGACCAGGGCUGCACUACGCUGCUGCUACGCUCCAAAUACGCAUCCUGUGUGCCAUAGACAGAGCUGCUCGACGGAGCAGAGAUGCAACACUGAUGGAAUGCACUCAACAUGGAUCCUGUACGUUUUUGGCUUAAGAAUGAAAAACAAACAUCGAAGAAAGUAACUAAAUAAGCAUAAGUACAGGACAGUUUCAUGCAGAAAUGUGUGUGGAAGUUCUACAGAGCAUGAUUGAUGUGACAAAACCAGAAAAUCUGUCAUCAGCUGGUUUGAAUAUUACUUUGCGCUGAUGGAUAUACUGACCUCUUUUUCCCCCCUCAGGCUUCUACUUGAUCUCUCCCUCCGAGUUUGAGCGCUUCUCUCUGUCCACACGCUUCGUGGUGGAGCCUCGCUGUCUAGUCGAGCUUCCUCUUCAACCGGGCUCCGCCAAACGUAGGAUUCACUCUGACGGAGGGUCAUCAACUCUCAGGUAUGUCCUGACACUUCAGUUUUCCACUGGAUCAUAAACAAACUCAACCUUUUUUUUUUUCAUCCCUCAUGAGCCUUUAUUUUCUCUCUCUUUCUAGAAGCACCAGACUCGACAGUGAAGACGCAGGUAAAAUGUCUCUCAGGGAACAUGAGCUUCAUUCUUCAUCGUGCUUGUGCUGUUGGCCGAAAGAACACUACAAAUCUGGUUGUCGUGUUGUGUUUGAUGCUGUUCAACUCUGUGCUUUUGCUGUCUGUCUGUCUGUAUUCACACACACUCACAUACACACACACUUUGUUUGUGGCUGAUGUACUGACGUGUCCUCUGCCUGCUGCCUGUGUGUUCCAGAGAGUGCAGCUAGACGUGUAAUGGAGCAUGCUUUGCUGAAUGACGAGCGUGAGUACCGGAGAGAAAAACAGAGUAGAGCGAAAAUCUUAAGAGGAGGAAGACUUUUCUGUCUCUUGAUUUGAAUCAUUCAUGUUUGGCUUCAGCUGAAACAGCCUCAUGUUCUGCCUCUCCUAACUGGUGUGUCAGCUUUUCUGCUCCCUUUAUCAUCAUCAGACACACCUUCAUCAGCAAGUGUUGACCAAACAUCGUCCCAUCGCAUGAUUGUACAACUCCUGUUAGAUUCCAGGACACAGUGCUGCUGUUAAGACCGGGAUUAAAAGAAAACAAAGUUCACUCACCUUUCUGUUUUCUUUUUCUCUCAGAGGUACUUCAAGAGAUCCAGAAGUCACUAGAAGGAGACCAAACGUAAGAAUCUGACACUGUCAAAUUAUAGAGAGCUGUCUGUUUUUGUCUGAUUUCACACCUGAUUUACCUCCAAGGUCGCAUCAGUCUCUUUUAGAGAUGCAUACAUCUUUGUUUUCCAUUUUUUUUUCCCCAUGAAUAAUUCAUACAGUGUGUAAAUUUGCAGAAAUUAGCCGUACUCUUCUAGCAGAUCGUGCUCUGUAUAUCAAACUAAUCACACUUUUCCUGUACAGAACAAAAAUGCACAUUGAAAGCCAUUUUAACUGCAAUUUUUGAUUAUAUCGCCCUUACAGACAAAAACAUGCUUUGUCUAAUGAUGUGCUUUUAUUUGCUUUUUUCUGUUUUCUAGCAGAUUACAUCAUUUUCCUAUUUUAGUCUUUUGUGGCAAAAGAAACCAAAAUGCUUGAUCACCACUGGGGACACUAUUCAGGCUGCUAAAGGCCGGUGUAAAAUAAAGGGUAAAUUCUAAAAAAAGACAGGAUGUGUUUAUAUACAGUGCUCAGCAUAAAUGAGUACACCCCUUCAGAGUUGUCAGAAAACUUUGAGUUUUCUUUCAAAAUCAACAUUUUCUAUGUCAGACAAACAAAAUACUCCCUACAAAAGCAGGCCAUUGAUUGCAAACAAGAUUUUGAAGUUGCAUACAAAAAUGUAUUUUUUUUUUUUUCAAUUUAAAAUCAGGAUGUAAAAAUGAGUACACCCCAAUCAAAGUUCUGAGAGCAAGGCUAAAUUUUAGUUACCAUAUCACCCUCAUUUUCAUCUUAGGGUUAAUAAAAUGUUAUGUUAAACUCGGCUUUGUCAAAAUUUUGUAAAUUGUACUUUUGAUGUUGUCACAUAAGUACAUCUCUAUUUCUUUUUGGCAGCUGACACUCCAUUUUUCCCUCAGGCUCGUAAAUGUGACUGUUGUAUUAUUAUCAUUAUUAUUAUUAAAAUUCCUGUUAGAAACUUUCUGUCUGCGUCAAAUUUGGCGCCCCCUGCUGACAGAACAGUAUUUGCUUAACUUUUCCUCUACCCACUCAAGUAGCUACCCCAUACAAAAAUCUCAUCCUGUUGACUUUUGACGAUCAAAUAUAUAAAUUAUUGUAAAUAUAAUAAGUGGAAAUUCUCUUGCUGCUCGGCUGACUUCUUAAGACCCCUCACACAAGUUUCAGGAAUUAAAAACUAUAAUCUUAAAAUCGCCAACAUAAACUGGUCUUUACCCUGCCUCCUCCUCAACUAUAAAGUUAUUUGGAAUGUCUAGACUCCUAUAAUGCAGAUUUUAUGUUCACGUGCUUUAUGAGUUUAUUGAGUGUAUUGUCUAUGUAGGUAUUUGUCUUAAUGUUCAUUGAUAAUUAUAUAUUUUAAUACUUAGUAUUCUCAUCAUCAUUAUUAUUAUUAUCAUCAUUCAUGAGUUAUUAAUAGACACAUGUACACGCACACAUAUUCCACACACACACUUUAUAUACACACACAUAUAUAUAUAAUAUAUAUAUUUUUCCUCUAUAUUAUUGUUGUCAGUCACUAUUAUUUUUAUUAUUUUUUUAAUGUUAUCUUGUGCUUUUGUACAUUAAAUUGUAAUAUUAAUAUUAGGCUAUUAUAGGUGUAGGCCCAUCAAAUAAGCCCAUCGUGGCUUUUUUCCUCUCCCAGCACUGUUUUAUUAUUACUUAUAAUGUUUUCUACUGUAUUCUUUUUAAAUUGUGCAAAAAAUGAUAUGAAAGGGGAAAAAAAAAAAGUUAAACUUGUUAUCUGUGUCGCAGGUCUUUCCUGGAGAAUAAUGUGAAGAAUGCUGUAGCUUGAGAGACAUCACUGAACUGCUGAGGUAAGAGAGGCUGCAGCAGGUUUUUACAGUCAGUCCUUAAAUCCAAAUUUAUUCAUCAACAUCAUUUCUGUGUAUUUUCUCUCUGUGUGUGUUUGUGUGUUCUCCCCUCAGUCUGAAAGGACGUGUCGAUGUAAUAACCGCAGUCCUGUAGCAGCUCUCGCCUCCUGCUCCGUUGACAAAACCACUACUGACCCCCGACCCCUCGCCUCAGUGACUGACCUCCCCUCUCUCAGCUCGCAGAGAGACACCAAAGGGCUCCAGCCAGUGGAGCGGAACGCGCACCACUCUGCCGUUUGAAGGCUCGCUCACGGUGCAGACAGAGGGUGGAGGAAGAGACACCACCUGUGCCUGAAGACCACGCGCUGUACACACACACACACACACCGCCACAGCACGGUCACAACCAUUCAACCCAAAGCUACAUGAAGCACAUUCCUGACAUGAGACCAACGCCAAACUUCACCCAACCAGCAUCUCAGACCUGCCACCUGUUGAGCUUUUUGACUUUGAAAUCCUCCACACCUGCAUCCUGAAGCCUUUUAUCACCACCAGCCUUUUCACCAGGAGACGGUUCGUCCAAUCAAAUCUCUUCCCUCCGCCGCGCAAUCUCACAGGCCUUCAUCUCCUCACACGGACAAACAGCUGGAAGGGAACGCGGGGAAAGAUCUGAGUAAUGUUGCUGAAAAUAUUUCGUAGCUUGAAUUCGACGAAACUUGUGCCUAAUUUUCUUUUUUAAUUUGAAGUAACCUCGGAUUCACACGAUGGAAGCACAUUUCUGCAAAAAAAAAGGAAAAAGGACGUGAGAUGUUGGGACUGAGAGGAAAAAAAUCCACAAUAUGUCAAGGUUUAGUCGGCUGCCAAGUCACACAGAAGUUGAUCAGAGUAGAUUAUUUAGAGAGAAAGUCUGAAUUCUGAGGAAACAUGAAUUCUGGGCAAAGGUCAGAAAGCUUAGAUUAAGUUUAAAAUUCAGACUGUUUUUGUUUUUUAUUCUGUCCUGUAAAAAAAACUUUGUAACGGUUAUAAUCUGUCAGCAUUAGAGACACUGAUUUCUUUUUCUGGGGUCAGACUGUUUUUUUUCCCUCCUCCAACGAUUUAGGCAGAAAUUCAGAUUUUUUUCUCUAAAUUCUGACUUUAUUCUAAAAAUUCUGAGGCUGAAAUAGAAAUUAAUUAUUUUUUAUGUCUGGAAGUUGUAGAAUAAAUGUCAGAAUUUUGACCCGUUUUUGGGAAUUGCAAUUGAUGGUGAGUAAAAGUGAGGAUUCUGGAAAGACUGUUAAAAUACUGGACUCCCUUUUUCCAGAAUUCUGAAAGGAACAGAUUUCAGACUUUUAAUCUGAAAAUUCAGAUAGACAAAAAAAUUAGAAAUGUGACUCAUUUUAGAAAACUGAGAAAGUCAAAACUCCAAAUUAAAUCCCCAAAUUCCAAGAAAAACAACCUGAAUUCUUUGUUACAAUCCUACAAACUCAGAUUUAUUUACUGCUUGAAAAAAGUCUGAAAUCUAACAGACAGAUUGAUGGAUUCGUCCUGAAAAAGUCAGACUACUUUUCUCUGAAACUUUUGUUCCUUUUUCAGUAGCUCAAAUCUAGAAAAAUCCAUGUCUGAUUUGUUUUUCUAUCUACUUUGUUUCCAUCUAGAUCUCAGAAUUAGAAGAUUGAAGUGAGUCAUGAAAGAGAUUGUUUGACCUAAAUAAGUUCAGCAGCCCUACUCCAAAUAAGGCAUUUUUAUUUAUUUAUUUUUUAACUAGUUGAGUUUAUUUUAAACCAGAUUAGUUAAUCCCACUUUAUCUACUUCUCUAAAAAGUGAAAUUUCAUACCUUUUUGUCAAAUAUCUUUACAUUAUUUUGUUAACACCACCCUUACUUUUGGAAAGUGACAGCCUACCAAUGCGAGUGUUAAUUAGUCUUUCCUAACAUUUUAACUGAAAUCGUUGAGUCAGAGUUUUCCUCCUUUUAAAUUCAAACCUCUUAUUUUACAGCACAGACUACAUUUAUACCUAAUAUUUCAUCCUUUUUUCUUUUUUUUUUUGCAAAAAUAGUCUUUCCGACUUUUCAGAUGAACUGUUAAGGGAAAAUGUUUUCACUUUUACCCCAGAAGAGAACCAGUGAUGUAUGUUGAACCACAAUGAUGUUAACUUGUUUUUUUUCUUUUUCUGAUUAUGGAUAGCUUUACAAACUGUACUGUACCUGUUUUCUGCUCACUCAGCCCUGUCUUUUCCCGUCCGCUCUGAGACUCUCUAACCGGCUGUCGGUACUUCUCCACGAUGCUGUAAUUUUUGGGGGAAAGCUUUCUACGUGGUUUUGGUUUUUAAUUAUUUUUAUGUCAACCAUUUUUUUUUUUAUUCCAACGAUUGAAUAAUGUAAUUUAGGAAUGUAAUUGUAAGCUACUUUAGUGAAAUGUGUUUAAUAUAUACAGUAUGUAUGUGACUCAGUCUGUACCUGUGGGCCUGUUGUAACGGGGUUGGCUGCUAACUUAGAUCAUAUUUUGGUACUGUGUCUCAGAAUGCUGGGUAUUUUAGCAUCAGCCUAGAAUAUAUUUUUGUAGUGAACUGAUCAAGAACCCUAAUUCCUUUUUUUUUUGUUUUGAUUUGUAACCUCACACUACAGUCCUUUUGUGGAUAAUUAUUACAUGUUUUUUUCUGCAGAACUAA